This is a messenger RNA of Orbicella faveolata, 3479 nucleotides long. Its product is annotated as glutamate--cysteine ligase catalytic subunit-like. Lineage: Eukaryota; Metazoa; Cnidaria; Anthozoa; Scleractinia; Merulinidae. The record is from RefSeq and is a predicted model, not a curated record. Gene Ontology annotation, cellular component: glutamate-cysteine ligase complex. Gene Ontology annotation, biological process: glutathione biosynthetic process. Gene Ontology annotation, molecular function: glutamate-cysteine ligase activity.
GUCGAAUGAAAAACGCGGUGAGCUGAGAUUUUGUUCAAAAUCUAUGUUUAGCACAACAAAGUGUGUGUGUGUAAUCUUGGCAGUCUAAGUUUUUUUAAGUCUUUUUUUUUUCUCAAUGAGCGGUGAUACAAACUUUGGUUAAAAAUCGCAAUUAAUUGCUUUAGCAAUACGCGUUUUACAUGGAAAGUAUUUUUUGCUUUUUACAUUUGACAUUUCAAAGCAGGCAAAGUUUAUAAACUUAAAUUGUUUCGUUAUUUUUCGCAAUGAUUUUACAUCUCUUAGUAAAACAUGGAUAGUAUAAGGUUUAAUUCCAUCAAGUUAUUUUUCAACUAUAGUUUGUCUCCAACCUGUAGAUGGAGUGGACAGAACAAAAAUAUGUGAUGCUAGCCCGAGAAAUCCUUCUUUAAGGAUAUAACUUGCUGUCGCGACCGCAGCCUGAAGCCGUUCUAGCCACAGUUUCUUAUCGGUCGUCACGUCGCCGUCGUCAACGAAAACGUCUGUUGCUUAAGCUUGAGUAUCCAACAUGGGCCUUCUCGCUUUGGGUACUCCUCUUACAUGGUCUGAGACAAAACAGUACGCAGAUCAUGUUCGGAAACACGGUAUACUGCAGUUCCUCCACAUCUACAACAAGCUGAAAGAUCGCGAGAACGACUGCUUAAAGUGGGGAGACGAGAAUAAAUUAAAUACACUUGUCCGCUUGUUUAUUAUUAUUUUUUCUAGCAAUAAUAAGGCUUCUUGGAGACCUGAAUACACCAGCUACAUGGUUGAAGGAACACCUGGUCAGCCACUUGGUGGAUGCAUGAGGCACUUCAACGUGAUUGAAGCAAAUAUGAAACUGAGACGUGAAGAAAUCCUGAAAAACUUAACUGGUCCCGGAGAGACUGUGCUGACAAUUUGUGCAUCUCCCAGGAUGGGAUGCCCCAACUUUACCUUUCCAAGGUUUGACCCCACCCCUGUUGGAGGAAUAUUCUGUUCCAUGUUCUAUCCUGACCAGGCGCUUUGCCAGGGACAUCCAAGGUUCAGCACCUUCACGAGGAACAUCCGGGAACGAAGGGGCACAAAAAUCGCCAUCAAUGUUCCAAAACUUGCUGCUUUUUUUUAUUUGACAAUGCAGACGACUUUCCAAGCAUGUAGUAUCAGCGAAGCAAGAUACCUGUAUGAUCAGCUGGCAGUGGUCGCCCCGAUAUUAAUGGCACUGUCAGCAGGUACGCCAAUUCAUCGUGGAUACCUCGCAGAUCUUGAUUGCCGCUGGAGUGUGAUAGCAGGCUCAGUGGAUGAUCGCACACCUGAGGAGAGAGGACUGGAGCCUUUGAAGGAAAACAGGUUUGUGAUUCCGAAGUCGCGAUAUGACUCCAUCAGUACAUACCUGUCACCAGAGGGAAUUAAGUACAGUGAUAUCGACUUGGUGUACGACAAUGAGAUUUAUCAGCAGCUGGUGGAUGGCGGAAUCGAUCAACAGUUGGCUCGCCAUUUUGCGCACUUAUUCAUCCGGGAUCCUUUGACCUUGUUCCGUGAGCAUAUCUAUGAAGACGAUGAACAGAAUACGAAUCAUUUUGAGAAUAUCCAGUCCACCAACUGGCAGACCAUGCGUUUCAAACCGCCUCCCCCUAACUCGUCCAUCGGUUGGAGAGUAGAGUUCAGAGCCUGUGAUGUGCAACUGACAGACUUUGAAAAUGCCGCCUUUGUAGCUCUCAUUGUGCUUCUCACGAGAGCCAUUUUAUCGUUUCACCUCAAUCUGCUUAUUCCCUUGUCCAAGGUUGACGAGAAUAUGGUCACCGCUGGAGAAAGAGAUGCUGUCCGUCAGGGAAAGUUUUUCUUCAGGAAAACUUUGAAGAAAUGCUCCACUGUGACUAAUGGAGACGGUCAUAACUGUGAUUCAGACGAAUUUGAGCUGAUGACGAUUGACACAAUUGUCAACGGCAAGGAAGGUGAAUUCCCCGGACUCAUACCGCUGAUCGAAUGUUACCUUAGCAACGUGGAUGUCGACAUUGCCACGCACUGUACCAUUUCUCAAUAUUUGAAACUUAUCUCGAGGAGAGCUUCAGGUGAGCUGCUGACGACAGCGCAGUGGAUUCGCAGAUUCGUCGACAAGCAUCCCGAAUACAAGAAAGACUCGGUUAUCAGUGAAACGAUCUCUUACGAUCUAUUGAACACUUUCGAUCGUAUAAGUCGAGGAGAAAUGGGUGCCCCCCAACUUUUUGGAAAACCAAGAAAUGCCUGAAAAAUAAGGAAGAAAUGCGAAAAAAUGGAGGCUGGACAAUAAGCGAGAUGAUUUACUCACUAAUGCAAAUACUGUGCUAUAUAUAUACAUUUAGCAUAAAUCAACCAGCGUUUACUAAAACAGUUAGAUGAUAGUGCGCCCUCGUCAACUAUCACGCGAUAGAAAUCUCGAGCUCCUAAUCUAAAACUUGUUUAAUAUAUCACAUUCGGGGCCUUCGAUCGUCAUGUGACAUCAUGUCGGAAUAGAUGGUGCCACUUGGAAGGUAUUAGGGUAGGCAAAUUUCUUAAUUUGUAAUCUGUCAGAACCACUUGAUCGCUCGGACAAUCCAUCUUAAGGGAAUUUUAUACCUAUCUUUCACAUAAAAACGUUGGUCAGUCUACGAAGUGGAGAUUCUGAUGACAGGCAAAUGCUUCAUUUGGAGAGUAAUGCUUUAAUAGCUUUUUUUUUAGCGAGAAACAACUCAGAUUUAAACAUGUUUAUAAGUUUCCUUAAAUAGGUGACUUGCUAUCAAAACUUAAUUCAAGUGCAUAAGUGUAUACAAGUGUAAUAUAAGUAAAAGUGCGUAAGUGUAAUACAUUUAAUGCAAGUGUUAUCUGAAUGUUACCGUUGAAGCUGAUAACACUUACGAAACCAUGAAUAUUCUCGAUAUCAGGAAACAAAGAAUGCAAUACAGUCUCAUUAACUGCUUUAUACAGUGCUGUGUAAGGAACUUAGAAGAUAACGGACAUUAGCAAGUGAAACCAAUUUGUUCUGAACACUGAAUGGAAAGUUCAUUCGUUUGAAAGCUUUUAUCCUUUGUCCCUUAUUUUUAUUUUGUAUAAUAAUUUUUGUCUUCAGAUAUUCUUUUGAUAAUUUCUUGCCUGCUUCCGUUGAUUUUUACACACUAGUUCCAGCGCCAACACAGUCUUCCUUUUUUCCGUAUUUUAUAGCCGGAAAUGCGAUUGAAACGAAAAAAAUUAAUUCUGUAGCUAUGAGACCACGCUCGAGACAUGCACAAAAUCCGAGAAAGAAGUAUACAGUUCACAGAAUUGAGAUUGAGGCUUCGAUGUUUAAUUAAAAGAAAAUAAUUAUGAUUUAUAUGGCGUGUAAGGUAUUCUCUAUUGCUGUGGUAUGAUGGUACGUAAUGUAAUAAGAAAUGUGCACAUGAAUGUGGAGCAGAUUUCGUGUUAGUAAUAAAGUCCUAGUAGAUUUGUGCUACGCCAGUUGUCCUCAUGAACAGAAGUCUUGUGAAUAAAAUUAUAUACCCGUUUUAAAAAAA